AUGGACAACAUUCCUUUCCCUACGGUGCCAUAUAAUCGGAUGGAGCCCCCAGCUCAGCGUGAGAAGAGGAUCAAAGUGCUCGCGUUGGGCAUGUCCCGCACUGGGACUAUGUCUCUUUACGUUGCCUUGAAAGAACUGGGAUACAACUGCUACCACAUGGCAGAAUGUAUUCUCAACCAGCACAGCGACUCCUUAGUUCUAUGGAAUCGCGCAAUCGAUGCCAAAUUCAACGGAAACGGUCGCAAGUUUUCCGGUGCUGACUUCGACCAGAUGCUUUGGCGUUACGAUGAGGUUACCGAUAUCCCCUGUAUUCUCUUUGUUGAGGAGCUCAUGGAUGCCUAUACCGAUGCAAGGAUUAUUCUGACCGCUCGCCCCGUCGAGUCCUGGUUGGCUUCCAUGGAGCGCACAUUCUACACCAUUCUCAGCUGGAAGCGCUGGAAGUAUUUGGAGUUUGUUGAUCGGAGUUACAUUGGCCUCUACAUCCCACUUCUCCGAUCUCCACUAUCUGUGUGGACUAACGGCAACUGGAAGAACACUAGUCGUUUGCCCGAUGGCUAUGCUGCCCAUUAUGAGCUGGUAUGUGCCGCUGCGCGGAGGCGAGGCCGCGAGGUGUUGGAAUUCAGGGUCUAG
Molecule: messenger RNA, 630 nt
Organism: Aspergillus melleus
Lineage: Eukaryota; Fungi; Ascomycota; Eurotiomycetes; Eurotiales; Aspergillaceae
Product: sulfotransferase family protein
Exons: 4
Coding region: 1-630 (209 amino acids)
Source: RefSeq, a predicted model, not a curated record